AUGAGAAGUGCCCCAGUCACUCCAGCCGAGGUGGGGGCGGCUGGUAAUCCCAGUACUCUGGGAGCCACACGCUUGCCCUCCAAGACGGUCUCUUCUACUUAUCCCGAGACGUCAUCUAGAGAGACUCCAGAUUCUGGGGGGCAAAGAAGCCCAGGACUGCCUCGGUCCAACACGGAACAUCACUUUGCCUCCCCUGAGCUUGGUUCUGAGGGAGGCACCACGCUAACCCCCAGUGUUUCCCUGCUGUCACCUGCUUCAGAUCUGGGUGGUAAAGUGCCAGGCUCCAGCACAUCCUCAGUGCAGACAGUUACCUCUUCCACGACCACGGGGAUCCCGGGGAGCCCAGAGAGGACGGAGCCCAACUCAGCUGUCAUGUUUCCCAUAAUGGCAAGUAAUCCAGCAGCAAGUGCUAGGAGGGUCAGAAGUGCCACCUCUACCCUGGCCCGUCCAUCUCCCCCAGGGGAAGAGACAGCAGGGAGCGUGCUCCCCCUCAGCACCUCCCCCGAGACCCCAGACCCGCCCAGCCUCCCCGCAGCCGGGACUUCGGCUUCGGAACCAUCGGGUGGCCCUGGAAUCCUCAGCAUCACCAGUGUGUCUGGAAUGAAGACUUCAUUUUCUCCAUCCCCCUCCUCUGCCUCAGAAGAGACCAACACCCUUUUAUUUACUACUGGAGAGGAUUCAAAGAAACCUUUAAGUCCAUCUGUGUCUCCACCUGAGACCUCUGUUUCCAGAGACAAGACCACUUUGGCCUUCACCUCUGUGCCCAUGCAAGCCCUCUCAGCCGUGGACUCCUGGGCUACACGCUCAGGUGAGUACCGCUCAUCCCAUAUAGCGAAUGCCUUCAGGACCACAAACAGCACCUCCAUUGCACAGUCAGCCAACACCACUCUUCCUAAAACUUCUCAGUUGACGAGGACCCCUGCUUUUAUUUCUGCAGCUGCCAUGUCACAGACCAACACUGUACUUCACAGCAAUGCUUGGCCGGAGACGAGUCCCAAAUCUGCAACAAGGUCGCCUCCGGCACGAAGCACUGUGUCAGCGACUGCCCCUCUUUCUGCGGCCAGCGUGGUUCCUGGAUUCAGUUCCCUAAAAACCAGCUCCACGGAAGGAGUGUCUGUGUGGCAGCCUUCAACAGACAACCCAAGAGGUCCAGCCACCGUUCCUUCCGGACCUUCCACCAGGAUGCAGCCCACAGAGGGAAAUGGUGGGGAAAGGAAGUCAGGAACAACCCACCCGCCCAUUGGAACCGCAUCUCCACCUGAGACAUCCACACAUGCCUCCCUGGCCAAGGAAAGCCAUUGGGUCUCAACGAGUGCAUCUCAGUCCACUGGUGCUUCCAGCUCAAGGACUGUACGAAGGGCAAGCCACUUGGCUGGCCCCUUGUCUGGGGCCCCCUAUGAUUUGUUCUCUGGGGGGCUUACAGUUUCUGGGGAUGAAACCAGCCCACCUCUGGCUCCAGAAACAACUGCAGUUCACUCGCCUGAUAACUCGUCUUCAUCUGCUGCUUCUGUUGCCCCAGUCCCAGUGGCCACCACAUUUUUAGCCCAGAAGGUCACCAUAAGCACUGUAGCCGGCACAGCUGAGGCUAGUAAAUGGGACAUGCCCAUAUCUUCCAGGACUUCCUCAUCACUUAGCGACUCCCCAGCCAGUGCGGACACAGGGAGGGGCGUCUCUGUUCCCCUGGCUACUCCAUCGUCAGCCCCAUCAGUGGAGCCAUCAGAAGAGAGCAUCGCUACCUCUGGCACCCGCCCAGAACCAACAGACUCACCCGGCGUCCUCCUCAGAGAGGUGCAAACCAGUCCAGAGAGUCACACGCCCCUUGUCUCACCCUCGGUGAAGGCCACCACGGCUGUAUCAAUAGCAAAAAUGGAGACUGAUGAAAUCUCUUACUCUUCUGGGUCGCCACCUGUGAUGUCACUUCCCGGAAAGAUCGGCACCAGUGGUACCCGGGCCUCCGCCACAUACGUCCCCCCUCUGGAUCCCAUGGUGACACGUUCAGCUCAGGUCUCUUCAUCCCCUUUGGUGAAGGAGCUCAGAACCACAGACACUUAUGCAAGAACAGAGUCCGCCAGCCCAGCUGCUCAUGCUGGAAGUCCUCAAAUCCCAAGGACACCCAGUCCCACUAGCCCAGACACAAUGGCAGGGGCCAGCACAGACACAGCUGAACGCUUCACUGGAUCCCAGGGCACAGAUCUGACAGAAAAAUCCCCUGGAUUCGGGACACGGUCAACCCUAGGACCAGUGUCUGUCGUGGCCUCUGCCUCCCCUCCCUCUGGAAGCAGCACAUUGGAACUGACCUCUGAUGCCUCAGGUGAGUCCUUGACCCUGAGCACCAGUAACGAGAGCACAAUCACUUCUUGGCUCCGGGCUCUCAGUACGUCUCUCCCCAUGGUAACGUGGCUGAGUACCAGCUCAACAGAGGAAAGGGCCUUAAAUGCUCCCGAUGCUUCAAGUCCAAGUUCAUCCAAGACAUUUGCUACAUUUACACCUUCUGUACCUUCCCAUGAACUUGCAGAUCCAGGGGUAGACACCACUGUUCUCCAAAAUACAGAUUCGACCACUGUGGGCACGAGUGGGGACUUAACUCCCCCCACAGCCACAGCCUCCCACCAGCUCAGCAUGAGUCCGUCCGCCUCGUUGAUUCAUUCACCCUCAAAUACUACAACCGUAGCUAUCACAGCCUCAGGGAUGAGGGACAGCACCGAUGUGUCUGCUUCCAGAUUUCCAGGCCUCUCCAGCACAGAAACCGGGCAGAGCUCAUCUCGGCCCCUCCCCAUUACCUCUCCAUCGACAGAGCCCACAUCCCCAGCAGCACUGACCACCUCAACACCCAAGAGAAGACUCACAUCAGAGGCAACAAGACCAGCCGGCUCCGUGUCUCAAGACGAGACGAGCUCACCCCCAAGGCGGACUGCAGAGGUUCAGAGUCUUGCUGCCAUGGUUAGCUCUGUGGAAACCAGCAGGGGGGUCGCUCAGAUGUCUGACUGUGGAAAAACCACAGUCAAUCUGAGAACAAGUUUAGUUGCCCAGUGGAAUUCAUCUCUGCCUUUAACACACAGCACUGUGGGGGUCCCGGCUUCGUCUGAGGCCACCACUCCUGGAAGGAAACGUGGCCCCUGGUCAGAAUCAUCAGUGACCACAGAGAGAGUUGGGCCAGAACCCUCUUCUUCAGUCUCCUCUGUGUCCCCUGAGGUGACCACUGCCUUGGGCUCUGCCCCCACAAUGCCGGAAACUGUGGGCUCCACCUCAUCCGUCCCUAAGUUUAGGGAAAUAACUACUGAGAAGGCAUCAGCUCCCUCCCUGGCCUCUGUACUGCUGGGUGGAAGCUCUCCCCCAUUUCCCCCAGAGGCCACAUCUUCUGUGGGCACUGGGGAGGGCGCAGGGACAAGUCCACUCAUGUCACGGGCCAGCUCAUCUUCCGGAAGGGAAAUCGACUCCUCUGCUUACACAUCCUCCAGCAUCAGCCACAGUGCUGAUUCUUUUGAUCCAUCCGCCAGAGGAGUGACCGGGGCCUCUCCCCUAGACCCCACGGCCUCGACCUGGAUCUCCUCAUCAGCACUUACUGACUUUCAGGCACAGACAAGCCAAACUUCUCCCAAGACUCUUUCCUCCUCAGGGCCAGAGCACACCAGCCUGGGAGAGGAGAGUGGCCUGGCCAGGACCUCAUCAGGAACAUUUACCUCUUCUGAAGCCAAGGGAGAGCCCUCCUGGACAUCUGUCUCUGUACCGUCAGAGGCUCUACCUGACAGAGGCACUGAUGGGACUGUGGUGUCCGUUACUCACUUCCCCACAUAUGAAAGUUCCUCAUGGCUGAACAGUGACCCUUCAACACCUGUGACAGUGGUUGAUUCUGCAGGUCCUCAGGAGCCUGUGACAACCACCACUGGGGAGCUGAGUGAGGGGGCGUAUGGAGGCACCACAUGGUCAACGGGUGACCCCAUGUCUCUGGUGACUGUAGGCAGACUGGUCACAGGCCUGCCCACAAGAAGCCCAGGAACAUCUGAAGAUAUUCUAAAUCCAAGCUCCAAGGAGCCCAGCAGCAGCCACAAGACCAGGAUCACUGUGGGAACUUCUCCUAGGAAGACUCCAAAAGAGACUGCCCCUGUGGAUACCACAGUGGGACUGGCCACCCUUCAGUCCCUGAACACAGGGAGUGUCAGCACCAAACUCCUUCCCUUGCCCACAGGAAACACAAUGACAGCAGAAUCAUCCACAGAAAUGGCAGUAGUUACAAAUAACAUCUCACACUCCACACAUCCAGCUGAGGCCUGGGCUAGUACUUAUUCUGGGACACCAGAAGGGACAAGCCAGUCAAGAGGAACAAUGUCCUCUUUCCACCCAGAAUCAACUUCUGUAGGUGCCACAGGGAAGGUUCAGCAAGUCAGCUCAGGCUUGACUUCAAAGACAACUGAAGUGGACUUGUCCACACGGUUUGGCUCCACCGAGGGGACCGCAGUGGACACUCAUUUCCCCUUGAGCACAUCUUCCACUGGUCUUCAAGACUCUGCAACAAGUUUAGUUAUCUCCAAGGUAGCCACAGGCUCAGUGGCAGAUAAAUCUGAACUUAAAACCAUGCCGUGGGUCAGCACCAUGGUCAUUCCUUCCACGGCCUUCAGUACAAAGGCAAUGGCAGUUGAACAACAGACAGGUGGAUCUGUGGGGAAGGCUUAUUCAUCUGGCCCAUGGCCAAAGCAGAUACCUGGGAGUGACCCAAUGUCAAGUGCCUCCCCUGUGAAGCCAGACACAGCUACCACCACCCUCACAACCCACAUUCCUCCCACAGGACCUUGGACUUCUGACAGGUCAGAAGGCUCAGCCACUAUCAGCCUCACCAGUAUGGCAAAAGAAACAACUGGUUCCUCUAUAUCUGCUACUUCCCCUUUGGUGGGGCCCAAUUCUGAGUCCAUCACUGGACUGGGGACCACUGAAAUGGCAUCUCCACCUGGGGUCCCUUCUGUGACAUCAUAUCCGACAGAACUAACAAGCAAGGGUGGGGCUCUCACCUUGGUGAUCAUCACCUCCAGCCCCAGGGGAGCAAGGUCAGUUUCAACUAUAAUGACUAGCCCGGAGAGGAAGUCCAGGGCCACAGGCAGCACCCAAGCACCAGGGACCUCUCCAUGGACUGUCACAGACACAGCUGUCCAGUCACAUGUCACUGGUUUGCCCAAAAUCAGUUCUACAGGGAGGACACUUUCCUCCUCAGCAGUGGCUACUGGAACAGCUGAACAACAAACAAGUGUAUCUGUGGGUGCGGCUUAUUCAUCUGCUAUCACACGGUCAGACAAGACAACUGGGAGUGAUCUGAUUCAUGGUGCAUCUCUAGAAGCCACAGACACAUUGCAUCUCACCUCCAGAGAACAAACCACAUCGGCAACUCUGACCUUUAAAAGCCAAGCCAUCACCAGCCCUACCAAUGAUGCUUCAGGAGGAAAAAUGAACUCUUCACCAUCUGGUGUAUUUCCUUCAAUGGAGUCUAAGACGCUGGUGGCCGUCACAAGUGUAACGACUAGUAAGGCUGCCUCUAUGACUGAGCAACUGUCACAGACCUCAUUUCCUGCAGAAGCGAGCAUGAUGAGUACGACCACAGCCCCCCCUCCACGUGUCAUCACCACUAUCACCACUAUGGGAACCAACUCAGUCCUGACUACCAUGUCCAACCCAGAGAGGAGAGAGAGCACCAUGGACAGCACCCUGGCUACAGAGACCAGCACAUCUGCCAUGGAGCAUCCUUCCACCUGGUCAUCCACAACUGCUUCUGCCCCAACAUCAGGCUCCUCAGCUAUGAAAGACAUAACUUCAAUUUUGAAAGUCACAGGUUAUCCCAAAACAACUUCUGCAAUGGGCACAACUUCAUCCUUAGCAUCAAGCACGGAAUCAGGCUCUUUAUCUACUCCCCAUGGCAUUAUGACUGUUACUGGAACCAGCCCAGCCAGUCCAUCUUCUCAUGCUUCAGCUGAAGAUAUGAGGUCCACAAAUAUGAGAACAUUGAUUCCUUCAGACACAACUGCAUCUAUGCCCAUUUCAACUUCUGGUAUCGAGAAGAUGAGCACCUUACUUCCUGACAUUUUAGACACAAGUUGGACUACCAGUAAAAGAAAUAUGGAAGUUCUGCCUGGUUCAAUGGCUUUCACUGACCAUCCAAAUACAAAGACUGACCCCAAUAUCCUCCUAUCCGUUUCACUGCCUGAUUCUCUGCCCACACAUGACUGGACUACUGGGAAACCUGUGUCACCAGCCACAACUACUACCUCCACUCCUCAAGGGGACACAACUCAAAAAUUCAAUGUAAUGAACAUGAUCAGACCAACUACCUCAUACAUACCAUUCUUUACAACGGAAACAGGUAUAGCCCCUUCGCUAAGUUACACUCCUACAAAUGAAGAGAGAAGAACAGAGAAAUACACCAAUGACAAAAUAUCUACCCCAACACUUCCUCAGUCCAUGAGGUCAUCAGAUACCACCAGGGGCCGUAUAAUGAAAAUUGUGACAAAUGGUGAAAAACUAACCAUGAGUGAACAGAAUAGUACUACUAGGACUACAUCUGAGGGCAAACUAGCCUUGGAUACCUCAGCCAUAGCAUCAAGGGCACAGAUGCACUCGGCUGCAACUCAGGGUUCUAGACACUCAGAGAUGACCACUAGCAUGGACAGACAUUCAGAGGAUGUGUCACACCCAAGCCCUUCCUCUGAGCAGGACAUCAGCUCUCCAUCUUCCCUGGUGCCUUUAUCUUCCAUGACCUCAUCCUCUACAGUGUCCCCAACACUACCAACAAGUAAUCCUCCUCCUCUUGCACCUGUCACCUCACCUCUAACCGGUGGCCUGCCAAGGACCCACAUCACAUGGGGUACGAGCUCAGAAGGUGUAACUAGUUCACCCUCAGGUCUCAGUCAAACCUCAGUCGAUGUAUGGACCCCAUCUGAAGUCUCUACCACGAUAGAAGCUAUUCACCCUUCUGAAAACACAGCAGUGACCCACAAGGGGACCCUCAGUUCCACAUGGGAACCCCGCUCCUCGGCCCCAGCUGGCUCAGAGAUAGCCACAGGAAUGUCUCCAAUCAAGACGUCCUCCCUCGAUGGGGAUGCCACAGCUUCCACAACAACGGCUGGCCUCUCUGGAACCACGGAGCCUGAGACACAGUCACAGUCAUCCAUGGCCCCGGAACCAGAGGAAACUGGCACAUUCCCCCAUACUAUCUCAGCCACAGAGCACAUGAGCAUCUCUUCCAAGGUCUCCACUGAGUCUAGUGCUGGGGCCUCCAGGACAGACGUCAUGUUCUCUAGCAAGACAUCCACCCCUGGCCCUGUUCAGCUCACAAUGUCACCAGACAUCCUCACAGAAAUCAACACCAGGCUCUCUACCUCCCCUGUCAAGGCAGAAUCUGAACCUAUAACCAUGGCCACUGAAACUGGUCCCCCAGGGACUUCAUCCCAAGGCACACUAGCCUGGGACACAUCAGACACAGCAUCGGGGGCACAGACACACUCAGCCGUGACUCAAGGUUCUCCACACUCAGAGAUGACCACUAGCGGGGACAGAGUUUCUGAAGAUGAGUCACCUGCCAGCCCUUCCUCUGAGCAGGACAUCAGCUCUCCAUCUUCCCUGCUGCCUUCUUUACAAGUUAUGUCCUUGACUUCUUCAGUGUCCCCCACACUGCCAGCCAGUAGUCCUUUUCCUUCUGACUCUGUCACCUCACCUCUCACCGCUGGCCUGCCGAGGACCCACAUCACAUGGGGUACGAGCUCGGAAGGUGUGAACAGUUCACCCUCAGGCCUGAGUCAGACCUCAGUGGAGAUAUGGGCCACGGCUGAAGCCUCUACCACCACAAAUACAAUGCCCCCUUCUGAAAACACAGCAGUGUCCCAGGUGGGGACCCUCGGUACCUCAAGGGAAUCCCACUCCUCGGCCCCGGCUGGCUCAGAAUCAGCCACAGGCACAUCUCUAGUCAAGACCUCCUCCCUCGAUGGGGACGCCAUGGUUUCCACUCCAAUGCCUGACCUGUCUGCAACCACGGAGAUAAAGGCACAGUCAAUGUCAUCCCAGGCCCCAGAACCACGGGAAACUGGAACAUCCCGACAUACCAGCUCAGCCCCAGAGGAAAUCACCGUCCUCUCUGAGCUGUCCACUGGUAAUAGUGCUGAGGCCUCUAGGACAGCUGUCAUCUCCCCUAGCAGGACAUCCAUCCCUGGACCUGGUCGGCCAACGUUGUCACCAGACAUCCCCACGGGUAUCAACAACAGGCUCUCUAUCUCACCUGUCAUCGCAGAAUCCUCACCCAUAUCCAUCGCCACCAAAACAGUUCCCCGACCGACUACAUCCCAAGGCAGUAUAGCCUGGGACUCAUCAGCCACAGCUUCGUGGACAGAGAUGCACUCGGUUGCGACUCAGAGUUCUCCACACUCAGAUGGGACUACUAGCGUGGACAGGGUUUCUGAGGAUAUGUCACGCAGAAGCCCUUCCACUGAGCAGGACAUCAGGUCUCCAUCUUCCCUGGAGCCUUUCCAUGCCAUGACCUCAGCCUCUGCAGUGUCCCCCACAUUACCAGCCACUAGCCCUUCUCCUCCUGCUUCUGUCACCUCACCUCUCACCCUCAGCCUCUUGAGGACAUGGGGCAUGAGCUCGGAAAGCGUGACCAGUUCAGACUCAGGCCCGAGCAGCAUCUCAGUGGAGACCCAGGCCACAUCUGAAGCCUCCUCCACUACAGAGGCCAUUCACCCUCCCAAAACCACAGCAGUGACCCACAUGGGGACCCUCAGUACUGCAUGGGAAGCCCACUCCUCAGCCCCAGCUGUCUCAGAGACAGCCACUGGCACAUCUCCGAUUGAGACCUCCCCCACUGGUGGGACCACAAUGGCUGUCACACCAAUGCCUGGCUCCUCUGGAACCACGGAGCCUCAGACACAGCCAAAGUCCUCCCUGGCCCCGCAACCACAGGAAAGCAUCACAUCCCAGCACACCACCUCAGCUACAGAGGAAAUUACUGUCCCUUCCGAGGUGUCCACUGGUACUAGGUCUGGGGUCUCCAGGACAGUGUUCAUCUCCCGGAGUGGAACUUCCAUCCCUGUCCCUACUCGGGCCACAGUGUCACCAGGCAUCCCCAUGGGAAUCAACACCAGGCUCUCUGCCUCACCAGUCAUGGCAGAAUCUUCACCUAUAGCCAAGGCCAGUGAAACCAUUCCCCCGGAAGCUAUAUCCCAGGGCAUGCUAGCCUGGGGCACAUUAGCGACAGCCUUGGAGCCUCAUACGCUCUCGGCUGUGACUCAGGGUUCUCCACCUUCAGACGUGAGCACUAGCAUGGGCAGGCGAUCUGAGGGUGUGUCACUCUCAAGCCCUUCUUCUGAGCAGGAUGCCAGCUCUCCAUCUUCCUUGGUGCCUGUACAUGCCAUGACCUCGUCCUCUGCAGUGUCCUCCACUCUGCCAGCCAGUAGUCCUUUUCCUUCUGACUCUGUCACCUCACCUCUCACCGCUGGCCUGCCGAGGACCCACAUCACAUGGGGUAUGAGCUCAGAAGGUGUAACUAGUUCACCCUCAGGUCUCAGUCAAACCUCAGUCGAUGUAUGGACCCCAUCUGAAGUCUCUACCACUACGGAAGCUAUUCACCCUUCUGAAAACACAGCAGUGACCCACAAGGGGACCCUCAGUUCCACAUGGGAAUCCCGCUCCUCGGCCCCAGCUGGCUCAGAGAUAGCCACAGGAAUGUCUCCGAUCAAGACGUCCUCCCUCGAUCGGGAUGCCACAGCUUCCACACCAACGGCUGGCCUCUCUGGAACCACGGAGCCUGAGACACAGUCACAGUCGUCCAUGGCCCCGGAACCACAGGAACCUGGCACAUUCCCCCAUACUAUCUCAGCCACAGAGGACAUGAGCAUCUCUUCCAAGGUCUCCACUGAGUCUAGUGCUGGGGCCUCCCGGACAGACGUCAUGUUCUCUAGCAGGACAUCCACCCCUGGCCCUGUUCAGCUCACAAUGUCACCAGACAUCCUCACAGAAAUCAACACCAGGCUCUCUACCUCCCCUGUCAAGGCAGAAUCUGAACCUAUAACCAUGGCCACUGAAACUGGUCCCCCAGGGACUUCAUCCCAAGGCACACUAGCCUGGGACACAUCAGACACAGCAUCGGGGGCACAGACACACUCAGCCGUGACUCAAGGUUCUCCACACUCAGAGAUGACCACUGGCGGGGACAGAGUUUCUGAAGAUGAGUCACCUGCCAGCCCUUCCUCUGAGCAGGACAUCAGCUCUCCAUCUUCCCUGCUGCCUUCUUUACAAGUUAUGUCCUUGACUUCUUCAGUGUCCCCCACACUGCCAGCCAGUAGUCCUUUUCCUUCUGACUCUGUCACCUCACCUCUCACCGCUGGCCUGCCGAGGACCCACAUCACAUGGGGUACGAGCUCGGAAGGUGUGAACAGUUCACCCUCAGGCCUGAGUCAGACCUCAGUGGAGAUAUGGGCCACGCCUGAAGCCUCUACCACCACAAAUACAAUGCCCCCUUCUGAAAACACAGCAGUGUCCCAGGUGGGGACCCUCGGUACCUCAAGGGAAUCCCACUCCUCGGCCCCGGCUGGCUCAGAAUCAGCCACAGGCACAUCUCUAGUCAAGACCUCCUCCCUCGAUGGGGACGCCAUGGUUUCCACUCCAAUGCCUGACCUGUCUGCAACCACGGAGAUAAAGGCACAGUCAAUGUCAUCCCAGGCCCCAGAACCACGGGAAACUGGAACAUCCCGACAUACCAGCUCAGCCCCAGAGGAAAUCACCGUCCUCUCUGAGCUGUCCACUGGUAAUAGUGCUGAGGCCUCUAGGACAGCUGUCAUCUCCCCUAGCAGGACAUCCAUCCCUGGACCUGGUCGGCCAACGUUGUCACCAGACAUCCCCACGGGUAUCAACAACAAGCUCUCUAUCUCACCUGUCAUCGCAGAAUCCUCACCCCUAUCCAACACCACCAAAACAGUUCCCCGACCGACUACAUCCCAAGGCAGUAUAGCCUGGGACUCAUCAGCCACAGCUUCGUGGACAGAGAUGCACUCGGUUGUGACUCAGAGUUCUCCACACUCAGAUGGGACUACUAGCGUGGACAGGGUUUCUGAGGAUAUGUCACGCAGAAGCCCUUCCACUGAGCAGGACAUCAGGUCUCCGUCUUCCCUGGAGCCUUUCCAUGCCAUGACCUCAGCCUCUGCAGUGUCCCCCACAUUACCAGCCACUAGCCCUUCUCCUCCUGCUUCUGUCACCUCACCUCUCACCCUCAGCCUCUUGAGGACAUGGGGCAUGAGCUCGGAAAGCGUGACCAGUUCAGACUCAGGCCCGAGCAGCAUCUCAGUGGAGACCCAGGCCACAUCUGAAGCCUCCUCCACUACAGAGGCCAUUCACCCUCCCAAAACCACAGCAGUGACCCACAUGGGGACCCUCAGUACUGCAUGGGAAGCCCACUCCUCAGCCCCAGCUGUCUCAGAGACAGCCACUGGCACAUCUCCGAUUGAGACCUCCCCCACUGGUGGGACCACAAUGGCUGUCACACCAAUGCCUGGCUCCUCUGGAACCACAGAGCCUCAGACACAGCCAAAGUCCUCCCUGGCCCCGCAACCACAGGAAAGCAUCACAUCCCAGCACACCACCUCAGCUACAGAGGAAAUUACUGUCCCUUUCGAGGUGUCCACUGGUACUAGGUCUGGGGUCUCCAGGACAGUGUUCAUCUCCCGGAGUGGAACUUCCAUCCCUGUCCCUACUCGGGCCACAGUGUCACCAGGCAUCCCCAUGGGAAUCAACACCAGGCUCUCUGCCUCACCAGUCAUGGCGGAAUCUUCACCUAUAGCCAAGGCCAGUGAAACCAUUCCCCCGGAAGCUAUAUCCCAGGGCAUGCUAGCCUGGGGCACAUUAGCGACAGCCUUGGAGCCUCAUACGCUCUCGGCUGUGACUCAGGGUUCUCCACCUUCAGACGUGAGCACUAGCAUGGGCAGGCGAUCUGAGGGUGUGUCACUCUCAAGCCCUUCUUCUGAGCAGGACGUCAGCUCUCCAUCUUCCUUGGUGCCUUUACAUGCCAUGACCUCGUCCUCUGCAGUGUCCUCCACUCUGCCAGCCAGUAGUCCUUUUCCUUCUGACUCUGUCACCUCACCUCUCACCGCUGGCCUGCCGAGGACCCACAUCACAUGGGGUACGAGCUCAGAAGGUGUAACUAGUUCACCCUCAGGUCUCAGUCAAACCUCAGUCGAUGUAUGGACCCCAUCUGAAGUCUCUACCACUACGGAAGCUAUUCACCCUUCUGAAAACACAGCAGUGACCCACAAGGGGACCCUCAGUUCCACAUGGGAAUCCCGCUCCUCGGCCCCAGCUGGCUCAGAGAUAGCCACAGGAAUGUCUCCGAUCAAGACGUCCUCCCUCGAUCGGGAUGCCACAGCUUCCACACCAACGGCUGGCCUCUCUGGAACCACGGAGCCUGAGACACAGUCACAGUCGUCCAUGGCCCCGGAACCACAGGAACCUGGCACAUUCCCCCAUACUAUCUCAGCCACAGAGGACAUGAGCAUCUCUUCCAAGGUCUCCACUGAGUCUAGUGCUGGGGCCUCCCGGACAGACGUCAUGUUCUCUAGCAGGACAUCCACCCCUGGCCCUGUUCAGCUCACAAUGUCACCAGACAUCCUCACAGAAAUCAACACCAGGCUCUCUACCUCCCCUGUCAAGGCAGAAUCUGAACCUAUAACCAUGGCCACUGAAACUGGUCCCCCAGGGACUUCAUCCCAAGGCACACUAGCCUGGGACACAUCAGACACAGCAUCGGGGGCACAGACACACUCAGCCGUGACUCAAGGUUCUCCACACUCAGAGAUGACCACUGGCGGGGACAGAGUUUCUGAAGAUGAGUCACCUGCCAGCCCUUCCUCUGAGCAGGACAUCAGCUCUCCAUCUUCCCUGCUGCCUUCUUUACAAGUUAUGUCCUUGACUUCUUCAGUGUCCCCCACACUGCCAGCCAGUAGUCCUUUUCCUUCUGACUCUGUCACCUCACCUCUCACCGCUGGCCUGCCGAGGACCCACAUCACAUGGGGUACGAGCUCGGAAGGUGUGAACAGUUCACCCUCAGGCCUGAGUCAGACCUCAGUGGAGAUAUGGGCUACGCCUGAAGCCUCUACCACUACAAAUACAAUGCCCCCUUCUGAAAACACAGCAGUGUCCCAGGUGGGGACCCUCGGUACCUCAAGGGAAUCCCACUCCUCGGCCCCGGCUGGCUCAGAAUCAGCCACAGGCACAUCUCUAGUCAAGACCUCCUCCCUCGAUGGAGACAUCAAGGCUUCCACUCCAAUUCCUGACCUGUCUGCAACCACGGAGAUAAAGGCACAGUCAAUGUCAUCCCAGGCCCCAGAACCACGGGAAACUGGAACAUCCCCCCAUACCAGCUCAGCCCCAGAGGAAAUCACCGUCCUUUCUCAGCUGUCCACUGGUAAUAGUGCUGAGGCCUCUAGGACAGCUGUCAUCUCCCCUAGCAGGACAUCCAUCCCUGGACCUGGUCGGCCAACGUUGUCACCAGACAUCCCCACGGGUAUCAACAACAGGAUCUCUAUCUCACCUGUCAUCGCAGAAUCCUCACCCAUAUCCAUCGCCACCAAAACAGUUCCCCAACCGACUACAUCCCAAGGCAGUAUAGCCUGGGACUCAUCAGCCACAGCUUCGUGGACAGAGAUGCACUCGGUUGUGACUCAGAGUUCUCCACACUCAGAUGGGACUACUAGCGUGGACAGGGUUUCUGAGGAUAUGUCACGCAGAAGCCCUUCCACUGAGCAGGACAUCAGGUCUCCAUCUUCCCUGGAGCCUUUCCAUGCCAUGACCUCAGCCUCUGCAGUGUCCCCCACAUUACCAGCCACUAGCCCUUCUCCUCCUGCUUCUGUCACCUCACCUCUCACCCUCAGCCUCUUGAGGACAUGGGGCAUGAGCUCGGAAAGCGUGACCAGUUCAGACUCAGGCCCGAGCAGCAUCUCAGUGGAGACCCAGGCCACAUCUGAAGCCUCCUCCACUACAGAGGCCAUUCACCCUCCCAAAACCACAGCAGUGACCCACAUGGGGACCCUCAGUACUGCAUGGGAAGCCCACUCCUCAGCCCCAGCUGUCUCAGAGACAGCCACUGGCACAUCUCCGAUUGAGACCUCCCCCACUGGUGGGACCACAAUGGCUGUCACACCAAUGCCUGGCUCCUCUGGAACCACGGAGCCUCAGACACAGCCAAAGUCCUCCCUGGCCCCGCAACCACAGGAAAGCAUCACAUCCCAGCACACCACCUCAGCUACAGAGGAAAUUACUGUCCCUUCCGAGGUGUCCACUGGUACUAGGUCUGGGGUCUCCAGGACAGUGUUCAUCUCCCGGAGUGGAACUUCCAUCCCUGUCCCUACUCGGGCCACAGUGUCACCAGGCAUCCCCAUGGGAAUCAACACCAGGCUCUCUGCCUCACCAGUCAUGGCGGAAUCUUCACCUAUAGCCAAGGCCAGUGAAACCAUUCCCCCGGAAGCUAUAUCCCAGGGCAUGCUAGCCUGGGGCACAUUAGCGACAGCCUUGGAGCCUCAUACGCUCUCGGCUGUGACUCAGGGUUCUCCACCUUCAGACGUGAGCACUAGCAUGGGCAGGCGAUCUGAGGGUGUGUCACUCUCAAGCCCUUCUUCUGAGCAGGACGUCAGCUCUCCAUCUUCCUUGGUGCCUUUACAUGCCAUGACCUCGUCCUCUGCAGUGUCCUCCACUCUGCCAGCCAGUAGUCCUUUUCCUUCUGACUCUGUCACCUCACCUCUCACCGCUGGCCUGCCGAGGACCCACAUCACAUGGGGUACGAGCUCAGAAGGUGUAACUAGUUCACCCUCAGGUCUCAGUCAAACCUCAGUCGAUGUAUGGACCCCAUCUGAAGUCUCUACCACUACGGAAGCUAUUCACCCUUCUGAAAACACAGCAGUGACCCACAAGGGGACCCUCAGUUCCACAUGGGAAUCCCGCUCCUCGGCCCCAGCUGGCUCAGAGAUAGCCACAGGAAUGUCUCCGAUCAAGACGUCCUCCCUCGAUCGGGAUGCCACAGCUUCCACACCAACGGCUGGCCUCUCUGGAACCACGGAGCCUGAGACACAGUCACAGUCGUCCAUGGCCCCGGAACCACAGGAACCUGGCACAUUCCCCCAUACUAUCUCAGCCACAGAGGACAUGAGCAUCUCUUCCAAGGUCUCCACUGAGUCUAGUGCUGGGGCCUCCCGGACAGACGUCAUGUUCUCUAGCAGGACAUCCACCCCUGGCCCUGUUCAGCUCACAAUGUCACCAGACAUCCUCACAGAAAUCAACACCAGGCUCUCUACCUCCCCUGUCAAGGCAGAAUCUGAACCUAUAACCAUGGCCACUGAAACUGGUCCCCCAGGGACUUCAUCCCAAGGCACACUAGCCUGGGACACAUCAGACACAGCAUCGGGGGCACAGACACACUCAGCCGUGACUCAAGGUUCUCCACACUCAGAGAUGACCACUGGCGGGGACAGAGUUUCUGAAGAUGAGUCACCUGCCAGCCCUUCCUCUGAGCAGGACAUCAGCUCUCCAUCUUCCCUGCUGCCUUCUUUACAAGUUAUGUCCUUGACUUCUUCAGUGUCCCCCACACUGCCAGCCAGUAGUCCUUUUCCUUCUGACUCUGUCACCUCACCUCUCACCGCUGGCCUGCCGAGGACCCACAUCACAUGGGGUACGAGCUCGGAAGGUGUGAACAGUUCACCCUCAGGCCUGAGUCAGACCUCAGUGGAGAUAUGGGCCACGCCUGAAGCCUCUACCACCACAAAUACAAUGCCCCCUUCUGAAAACACAGCAGUGUCCCAGGUGGGGACCCUCGGUACCUCAAGGGAAUCCCACUCCUCGGCCCCGGCUGGCUCAGAAUCAGCCACAGGCACAUCUCUAGUCAAGACCUCCUCCCUCGAUGGGGACGCCAUGGUUUCCACUCCAAUGCCUGACCUGUCUGCAACCACGGAGAUAAAGGCACAGUCAAUGUCAUCCCAGGCCCCAGAACCACGGGAAACUGGAACAUCCCGACAUACCAGCUCAGCCCCAGAGGAAAUCACCGUCCUCUCUGAGCUGUCCACUGGUAAUAGUGCUGAGGCCUCUAGGACAGCUGUCAUCUCCCCUAGCAGGACAUCCAUCCCUGGACCUGGUCGGCCAACGUUGUCACCAGACAUCCCCACGGGUAUCAACAACAAGCUCUCUAUCUCACCUGUCAUCGCAGAAUCCUCACCCCUAUCCAACACCACCAAAACAGUUCCCCGACCGACUACAUCCCAAGGCAGUAUAGCCUGGGACUCAUCAGCCACAGCUUCGUGGACAGAGAUGCACUCGGUUGUGACUCAGAGUUCUCCACACUCAGAUGGGACUACUAGCGUGGACAGGGUUUCUGAGGAUAUGUCACGCAGAAGCCCUUCCACUGAGCAGGACAUCAGGUCUCCGUCUUCCCUGGAGCCUUUCCAUGCCAUGACCUCAGCCUCUGCAGUGUCCCCCACAUUACCAGCCACUAGCCCUUCUCCUCCUGCUUCUGUCACCUCACCUCUCACCCUCAGCCUCUUGAGGACAUGGGGCAUGAGCUCGGAAAGCGUGACCAGUUCAGACUCAGGCCCGAGCAGCAUCUCAGUGGAGACCCAGGCCACAUCUGAAGCCUCCUCCACUACAGAGGCCAUUCACCCUCCCAAAACCACAGCAGUGACCCACAUGGGGACCCUCAGUACUGCAUGGGAAGCCCACUCCUCAGCCCCAGCUGUCUCAGAGACAGCCACUGGCACAUCUCCGAUUGAGACCUCCCCCACUGGUGGGACCACAAUGGCUGUCACACCAAUGCCUGGCUCCUCUGGAACCACAGAGCCUCAGACACAGCCAAAGUCCUCCCUGGCCCCGCAACCACAGGAAAGCAUCACAUCCCAGCACACCACCUCAGCUACAGAGGAAAUUACUGUCCCUUUCGAGGUGUCCACUGGUACUAGGUCUGGGGUCUCCAGGACAGUGUUCAUCUCCCGGAGUGGAACUUCCAUCCCUGUCCCUACUCGGGCCACAGUGUCACCAGGCAUCCCCAUGGGAAUCAACACCAGGCUCUCUGCCUCACCAGUCAUGGCGGAAUCUUCACCUAUAGCCAAGGCCAGUGAAACCAUUCCCCCGGAAGCUAUAUCCCAGGGCAUGCUAGCCUGGGGCACAUUAGCGACAGCCUUGGAGCCUCAUACGCUCUCGGCUGUGACUCAGGGUUCUCCACCUUCAGACGUGAGCACUAGCAUGGGCAGGCGAUCUGAGGGUGUGUCACUCUCAAGCCCUUCUUCUGAGCAGGACGUCAGCUCUCCAUCUUCCUUGGUGCCUUUACAUGCCAUGACCUCGUCCUCUGCAGUGUCCUCCACUCUGCCAGCCAGUAGUCCUUUUCCUUCUGACUCUGUCACCUCACCUCUCACCGCUGGCCUGCCGAGGACCCACAUCACAUGGGGUACGAGCUCAGAAGGUGUAACUAGUUCACCCUCAGGUCUCAGUCAAACCUCAGUCGAUGUAUGGACCCCAUCUGAAGUCUCUACCACUACGGAAGCUAUUCACCCUUCUGAAAACACAGCAGUGACCCACAAGGGGACCCUCAGUUCCACAUGGGAAUCCCGCUCCUCGGCCCCAGCUGGCUCAGAGAUAGCCACAGGAAUGUCUCCGAUCAAGACGUCCUCCCUCGAUCGGGAUGCCACAGCUUCCACACCAACGGCUGGCCUCUCUGGAACCACGGAGCCUGAGACACAGUCACAGUCGUCCAUGGCCCCGGAACCACAGGAACCUGGCACAUUCCCCCAUACUAUCUCAGCCACAGAGGACAUGAGCAUCUCUUCCAAGGUCUCCACUGAGUCUAGUGCUGGGGCCUCCCGGACAGACGUCAUGUUCUCUAGCAGGACAUCCACCCCUGGCCCUGUUCAGCUCACAAUGUCACCAGACAUCCUCACAGAAAUCAACACCAGGCUCUCUACCUCCCCUGUCAAGGCAGAAUCUGAACCUAUAACCAUGGCCACUGAAACUGGUCCCCCAGGGACUUCAUCCCAAGGCACACUAGCCUGGGACACAUCAGACACAGCAUCGGGGGCACAGACACACUCAGCCGUGACUCAAGGUUCUCCACACUCAGAGAUGACCACUGGCGGGGACAGAGUUUCUGAAGAUGAGUCACCUGCCAGCCCUUCCUCUGAGCAGGACAUCAGCUCUCCAUCUUCCCUGCUGCCUUCUUUACAAGUUAUGUCCUUGACUUCUUCAGUGUCCCCCACACUGCCAGCCAGUAGUCCUUUUCCUUCUGACUCUGUCACCUCACCUCUCACCGCUGGCCUGCCGAGGACCCACAUCACAUGGGGUACGAGCUCGGAAGGUGUGAACAGUUCACCCUCAGGCCUGAGUCAGACCUCAGUGGAGAUAUGGGCCACGCCUGAAGCCUCUACCACUACAAAUACAAUGCCCCCUUCUGAAAACACAGCAGUGUCCCAGGUGGGGACCCUCGGUACCUCAAGGGAAUCCCACUCCUCGGCCCCGGCUGGCUCAGAAUCAGCCACAGGCACAUCUCUAGUCAAGACCUCCUCCCUCGAUGGAGACAUCAAGGCUUCCACUCCAAUUCCUGACCUGUCUGCAACCACGGAGAUAAAGGCACAGUCAAUGUCAUCCCAGGCCCCAGAACCACGGGAAACUGGAACAUCCCCCCAUACCAGCUCAGCCCCAGAGGAAAUCACCGUCCUUUCUCAGCUGUCCACUGGUAAUAGUGCUGAGGCCUCUAGGACAGCUGUCAUCUCCCCUAGCAGGACAUCCAUCCCUGGACCUGGUCGGCCAACGUUGUCACCAGACAUCCCCACGGGUAUCAACAACAGGAUCUCUAUCUCACCUGUCAUCGCAGAAUCCUCACCCAUAUCCAUCGCCACCAAAACAGUUCCCCAACCGACUACAUCCCAAGGCAGUAUAGCCUGGGACUCAUCAGCCACAGCUUCGUGGACAGAGAUGCACUCGGUUGUGACUCAGAGUUCUCCACACUCAGAUGGGACUACUAGCGUGGACAGGGUUUCUGAGGAUAUGUCACGCAGAAGCCCUUCCACUGAGCAGGACAUCAGGUCUCCAUCUUCCCUGGAGCCUUUCCAUGCCAUGACCUCAGCCUCUGCAGUGUCCCCCACAUUACCAGCCACUAGCCCUUCUCCUCCUGCUUCUGUCACCUUACCUCUCACCCUCAGCCUCUUGAGGACAUGGGGCAUGAGCUCGGAAAGCGUGACCAGUUCAGACUCAGGCCCGAGCAGCAUCUCAGUGGAGACCCAGGCCACAUCUGAAGCCUCCUCCACUACAGAGGCCAUUCACCCUCCCAAAACCACAGCAGUGACCCACAUGGGGACCCUCAGUACUGCAUGGGAAGCCCACUCCUCAGCCCCAGCUGUCUCAGAGACAGCCACUGGCACAUCUCCGAUUGAGACCUCCCCCACUGGUGGGACCACAAUGGCUGUCACACCAAUGCCUGGCUCCUCUGGAACCACGGAGCCUCAGACACAGCCAAAGUCCUCCCUGGCCCCGCAACCACAGGAAAGCAUCACAUCCCAGCACACCACCUCAGCUACAGAGGAAAUUACUGUCCCUUCCGAGGUGUCCACUGGUACUAGGUCUGGGGUCUCCAGGACAGUGUUCAUCUCCCGGAGUGGAACUUCCAUCCCUGUCCCUACUCGGGCCACAGUGUCACCAGGCAUCCCCAUGGGAAUCAACACCAGGCUCUCUGCCUCGCCAGUUAUGGCAGAAUCUUCACCUAUAGCCAAGGCCAGUGAAACCAUUCCCCCGGAAGCUAUAUCCCAGGGCAUGCUAGCCUGGGGCACAUUAGCGACAGCCUUGGAGCCUCAUACGCUCUCGGCUGUGACUCAGGGUUCUCCACCUUCAGACGUGAGCACUAGCAUGGGCAGGCGAUCUGAGGGUGUGUCACUCUCAAGCCCUUCUUCUGAGCAGGAUGCCAGCUCUCCAUCUUCCUUGGUGCCUGUACAUGCCAUGACCUCGUCCUCUGCAGUGUCCUCCACUCUGCCAGCCAGUAGUCCUUUUCCUUCUGACUCUGUCACCUCACCUCUCACCGCUGGCCUGCCGAGGACCCACAUCACAUGGGGUACGAGCUCAGAAGGUGUAACUAGUUCACCCUCAGGUCUCAGUCAAACCUCAGUCGAUGUAUGGACCCCAUCUGAAGUCUCUACCACUACGGACGCUAUUCACCCUUCUGAAAACACAGCAGUGACCCACAAGGGGACCCUCAGUUCCACAUGGGAAUGCCGCUCCUCGGCCCCAGCUGGCUCAGAGAUAGCCACAGGAAUGUCUCCGAUCAAGACGUCCUCCCUCGAUCGGGAUGCCACAGCUUCCACACCAAUGGCUGGCCUCUCUGGAACCACGGAGCCUGAGACACAGUCACAGUCGUCCAUGGCCCCGGAACCACAGGAAACUGGCACAUUCCCCCAUACUAUCUCAGCCACAGAGCACAUGAGCAUCUCUUCCAAGGUCUCCACUGAGUCUAGUGCUGGGGCCUCCAGGACAGACGUCAUGUUCUCUAGCAGGACAUCCACCCCUGGCCCUGUUCAGCUCACGAUGUCACCAGAUAUCCUCACAGAAAUCAACACCAGGCUCUCUACCUCCCCUGUCAUGGCGGAAUCUGAACCUAUAACCAUGGCCACUGAAACCGUUCCCCCUGGGGCUACAUCCCAGGACCAAGUAGCCUGGGACACAACAGCCACAACAUUAGGGGCACCGACACACUUGGCUGUGACUCAGGGUUUUCCACAUUCAGUGGUGACCUCUAGUGUGGACAGAGAUUAUGAGGGUGAGUCACCCACCAGCCCUUCCUCUGAGCAGAACAUCAGCUCUCCAUCUUCCCUGGUGCCUUUACAUGCUAUGACCUCAGCCUCUGCAGUGUCCCCCACACUUCCAACCGGUAGGCCUUCUCCUCUUGCUCCUGUCACCUCACCACCUCUCACCACUGGCCUGCCAACAAUCCACAGCACGUGGGGCACGAGCACAGAAGGUGUGAUCAGUUCACCCUCAGUUCUGACCAGCACGUUAGUGGACACUUGGGCCACAUCUGAAGCCUCUACCCCUACAGAGGCCAUUCACCCUCCUGAAUACACAGCAGUCACCCAUGCGGCAACCCUCCGUUCUGCCCAGGAAUCCCACUCCUCGUCCCCAGCCUCAUCAGAACCAGCCACAGGAACAUCUCCAAUCGAGACCUCCUCCAUCGGUCAAGACACCACGGCUUCCACACCAAUGCCUGGCCUCUUGGGAACCACAGAGAAGGAAACAGUGUCAUCGUCAUCCCUGGCCCCGGAACUGUGGGAAUUGGACUCCUUUCAGCACACCAGCUCAGCCACAGAGGAAAUCACCGUCCCCCCUCAGGUGUCCACAGGUUCUAGUGCUGAGGCCUCCAGGACAGACGUCAUCUCCCACAGCAGGACAUCCAUCCCUGUCCCUUCUCAGCCCACAAUGUCCCCUGACAUCCCCAUGGGAAUCAACACCAGGCUCUCUACCUCCCUUAUUGAGGCAGAAUCUGCACAUAUAAUCAUGGCCACCAGAAUAGUUCCUGCAGGAGCUACCUCCCAGGGCACACUAGCCUGGUCCACAUCAGCCUCAGCUGGGCGGUCUCAUAUACACUCAGCAAUAACUCAGGGUUCUCCACGCUCAGAGGUGACCACUAGCAUGGAAAGAGUUUCUGAGAAUGAGUCACACACAAGCCCUUCCUCUGAGCAAGACAUCAAUUCUCCAUCUUCCCUGGUGCCUUUCCAUGCCAUGACCUCAACUUCUGCAGUGCCCCCCACGCUGCCAGCCACUGGUCCUUCUCUGGUUCCUGUCACCUCACCUCUCACCCCUGGCCUGAUGAGGACCCCCAGCACGUGGGGCAUGAGCUCAGAAGGGGUGACCAGUUCACCCUCAGGUCUAACCAGCAUCUCAGUGGUGGAGACUCGGGCCACGUCUGAAUACUCUACUGCUACAGAGGCCAUUUCCCAUGCCAAAAACACAGCGAUGACUCACACAGGAUCCCUCAGUUCCACAUGGGAAUCCCACUCCUCGGCCCCAAAUGGCUCAGAGCCAGCCACAGGAAUGUCUCCAGUCGAGACCUCCUCCCUCAGUGGGGACACCCUGGCUUCCACACAAAUGCCUGGCCUCUCUGGAACCACAGAGACUGAGAUACAGUCAGCGUCGUCCCUGGCCCUGGAACCACGGGAAACCAGCACAUCCUGGCACAUCAGCUCAGCCACAGAGGAAAUCACCGUCCCUCCUGAGGUGUCCACUGGUACUAGUCCUGAGACCACCAGGACAGCCAUCAUGUCCCCCAGCAGGACAUCCAUCCCUGGCCCUGGUCAGGCUACAGUGUCACCAGACAUCCCCACAGAAAUCAAAACCAGGCUCUCUACCUACCCUGUCAAGGCAGAAUCUGAACCUAUAACAAUGACCACUGAAACUGUCCCCCUGGGUGCUACACCCCAGGGCACACUAGCCUGGGACACAUCAGUCACAGCAUCAGGGGCACAGACACACUUGGUUGUGACUCAGGGUUCUCCACGCUCAGAGAUGACCGCUAGCAUGGACACAGGUUCUGAGGAUGCGUCACCCACCAGCCCUUCCUCUGAGCAAGACAUCAGCUCUCCAUCUUCCUUGAUGCCUUUACCUGCCAUGUCCUCGAUUUCUGCAGUGUCUCCCACACUGCCAGCCACUAGCCCUUCUCCACCUGAUCAUGUCACCUCAUCUCUCACCCCUGACCUGCUGACGAUCCCUGGUACAUGGGACAUGAGCUUGGAAGGUGUGACCAGUUCACCCUCAGGUCUAAGCAGCACAUUAGUGGACAUCCGGACCUCAUCUGAAGCCUCUUCCACUAUAGAGGCCAUUUACCUUCCUGAAAACACAGCAGUGACCCACGUGGGGACCCUCAGUUCUGUAGGGGAUUCCCACUCCUCUGCCCCAGCUGGCUCAGAGACAGCCACAGGCACGUCUCCAGUUGAGACUUCUUCCCUCCGUGGGGAUGCCACAGCCUCCAUGCCGAUGCCUGGCUUCUCUGGAACCACACAGACUGUGACAUUGUCAAUGUCAUCUCUGGCCCUGGAACCAUGGGAAAGUGGCAUGUAUCCCCACACCAGCUCAGCUCCAGAGGAAAGCACUGUCCCUUCCAAGGUGCCCACUGGUAUUAGUCCUGAGGCCUCCAGGACAGCCGUCAUAUCCCCCAAGGGAACAUCCAUCCCUGUCCCUAUUUGGCCCACAAUUUCAAAAGACUUCACCUCGAGAAUCAACACCAAGCUCUCUACCUCCCCCGUCGUGGCAGAAGCUGCACCUAAAACCAUGGCGACUGAAACUGUUCCCCUGGAGGCUACAUCCCAGGGCACAUUUCCUUGGAACACAUCAGCCACAGCCUCAGGGGCUCAUAUGCACUCGGGUAUGACUCAGGAUUCUAUAGGAGCAGAGAUGACCACUAGUGCGGACAGAGGUUCUGAGGAUGAGUCACGUACCAGCCCAUCCUCUGAGCAGGACAUCAGCUCUCCAUUUCCCCUGGUGCCUUCCCAUGCCAUGACCUCAGCUUCUUCAGUGUCCAACACACUGCCAGCCAGUAGUCCUUUUCCUUCUGACUCUGUCACCUUACCUGUCACCACUGGCCUGCUGAGGUCCCACAGCACAUGGGGUAUGAGCUCAGAAAGUGUGACCAGUUCACCUUCAGGUCUGAGUCAGACCUCAGUGGAAAUACAGGACACGUCUGAAGCCUCUACCACUGCCAAGUCCAUUCACCCUCCCGAAAACACAGCAGUGACCCAUGUGGGGACCCUCAGUACUGCAUGGGAAGUCCACUCCUCAGCCCCAGCUGGCUCAACAACAGCCCCACGCAUGUCUCCAAUUGAGACCUUCUCCGUUGAUGGAGACACCAUGGCUCCCACACCAAUGCCUGGCCUCUCUGGAACCAUGGAGACUGACACACAGUCAACGUCGCCUCUCGCCCUGGAAAUGAGGGAAACCAUCAUGUCCCAGCCCACCAGCUCAGCCCCAGAGGACAUCAGCAUCCCUUCUGAGGUCUUCACUGGGACCAGUGCUGAGGCUUCCAGGACAGACAUCAUGUCCCCCAGCAGGACAUCUGUGCCUGGCCCUGUUCAGCCCACAAUGUCACCAGACAUCCCUAUGGAAUUCAACACUGGGCUUUCUACCUCUUCCCCUAGUGUUGAUAUUGGAAAAGUCACCAUCAUCACCAAGAAAGGGCCUGCCAGUGUAACCUCCUUCCCAGAACCCAAGCUUUCUGUGUCUGUAUCAGAAAGGACUCAUCACCUGAGCACAGUAAUGCUGUCUUCAGCUGAGACCCUUUCAGCUGACACAUUGGCACCUUCUCCGUCAGCGGCUACAUCUGGAGUCCCAGGUGCCAGCUCAGCCGCCUUCUCAGCCAGUCCAUUAUUUUGGACGCAACAAGGCCCUAGAGAUGCUCUGUCCAGUAUGGCAGACAGUCUACCUUCAUCAGUUUCAACGCCUUUCCCCUCUUCGGCCUCCACUACCACAGAUGUUUCAACCAGCCCAGCCCCCCAGGGGAGCACUUCCUCAACGGCUACCCUGCACACAGUGGCCACCAACACUGGGACAGAGGGCAGCACUGCUGAAGGACCCUUGGUUGUGGCCAGUACUUUGGAGACAUGGACCAAGCCAGUCAGGACAUCUUUAUCAUCCAGUGUGGAUACCAGAAUGACAGAGCAGAUUCACUUAGGAACAGAGACGAGGGCUUCUCAACUUCCUCCACACUCAACACAGCUGACAAGGACUGAUGGCGUCGUGGAGCGUAUUACAAAGAUACCCAAUGAAGCAGCCCAUGGAGGUGUCACAGGACCAGUCCAUGUACAUGUGGCACCCACAUCAUCUGCCAGUCCUACAGGACUACCAACAGACUGGAUGGAGAGAGCAGAGACCACAGCUCUGAAGACCACCUCUACAGCAACUCUGACCACUACUGUCUCUACCCCCGCUUCGGGAACAUGGACUCUCCUCAGGACAUCAGGCAAGGUGACCAGCACAAGCACAAGAGGAACGAUCAUUUCAACCCCAGAUAUUUCCUCUGAUGUUCUACAGAUGACCGCCUCAUUGGCCACCAUACCUGGAGCAGAGACCAGCACAGAAGUUCCCAGGACAACCCCAUCUGUUUUCAAUAGAGGCUCACAGACUACACCCUCACUGGUCCCUAGUUCUGAUGCAGAGAACGGUCCAGCUUCUUCAACUCUGGCUGUUUCCCUUGGUGAGCCAGAGACCACAACCUCACGAGCCUUUCAUUCUGCAGAGACCAGCUUGACUGGUUCCAGGGCAACCUUGAGUGUUUCCCACAGCGAAUCAGACAGCACACCCCCGACAGCUACUGGUUCUGGGGAAAAAGUCAGUUUAGCAGUUCCAACUCUGACUGUCUUUCCUGGUGUACCAGAAAUGGUGACCUCACUGGUAACUAGUCCUGGGGCAGAGAUGAGCACAGUUAUUUCAACUCUGACUGACUCCCAAGAUGAACCAGAGACCAACACCUCAUGGGUCACCCAACCUGGGGCACUGAGCGGUUCAUCUAUUCCAGUUCCAAGUGUCCUUCCUGGUGAGCCAGGGCUGGUGACCUCAAUGGAUACUAGUUCUGGAGCAGAGACCAGCCCAACCGAUCAAACUGCGACUACUUCCCCUGGUGAGCCAAAUGCAGCAGCCUCAUUGGUUACCUAUCCUGGGGCACAGACCAGUUCAGCCAUUCCAACUCCAGCCAUUUCCCCUGGUGUAUCAGGGGUGGGAAUCUCACCAGUUACCAGUUCUGGAGCAGAGACCAAUACAACUUUUACACAUCUGACUGAUUCUCCACAUGAACCAGAGACAACAGCCUCAUGGGUCACCCCUCCUGGGACAGAAGCCAUUUCCACUGUUGCAACUUCAACUGUUUCCCCUGGUGAGCCAGAUGCAACGGCCUUGUGGGUUCAUUCCACAGAGAAUAGCACACGUGUUUCCAGAAUAACUCCAAAAUUUUCCCAAAGUGAAUUAGACACCAUACUCUCAAUGGCCACCACUCCUAGGGUAGAAGCCAGUUCAGCCAUUCCAACAGUGACUGUCUCAUCUGGUGUGCCAGCUACAGUGACCUCCCAGACCACUAGUUCUGGGACAGACACCAGUACAACCUUUUCUACUCUGACUGAAUCCCUGUAUGGAUCAGACACAACAGUCUCCUUGGUCACCCAUCCUGCAGUGUCCAACCCAACAGUUCCCAGGACAACCCCCAGUGUUUCCCAUAGUGAAUCAUAUAGCAAACCCUCAACAGCCACCAGCCUUGAGACAGAAGCCAGUUCAGCUGUUCCAACUACACCUAUCUCCCCUGACGUACCAGAUAUGGUGACCUCACAGGCCACUAGCUCUGGGACAGAUGCCAGUAUGGUUAUUUCAACUCUGACUCUUCCUCCUGGAGAACCAGUGAACAUAGUCUCAUGGGUUAAUCAUCCUGGAGCACAGACCAGUUCUUCCAUCCCAACUCUGACCUUCUCCCCUGGUGUAUCAGGAGUGGGGACCUCACUGGUCACUAAUUCUGAGGCAGAGACAAGUACGAUUUUUCCAACUCUGACUGAUUACCCACAUGAAUCAGAGACAGCCUUACAGGUCACCCAUUCCUCAGAGACCAGCACACCUGUUUCCAGAAUAACUCCAAAUUUCUCCCAUAGUGAAUCAGGUACCACACUCUCAACAGCCACCACUCCCGGGGCAGAAGUCAGUUCAUUUUCAGCUACAACUAUCUCACCAGGCAUACCAGGGUUGGUGACCUUAGUGGUUACCAGUUCUGGGGUAGAGACGAGUACAACUUUUUCAACUCUGGCUGAUUCUCUGCAUGAACUGGAGGCCACAGCCUCAUGGGUCGCCUUUUCAGAGAAAGAAGCCCGUUCAGCUAUUCCAACUCUGCCUACUUCUUACCCUGAGGAGCCAGAUACAGCAGUCUCAUUGGUCACCCAUCCUGCAGAGACCAGCUCAACUAUUCCCAAGGCAACACCCAAUUUUUCUUACAGUGAAUCAGAUACCAUACAUUCAAUAGCUACCAGUUCUGGGGCACAGACAAGUUCAGCCAUUCCAACUCUGACCAUCUCCCCUGGUGUACCAGAGGUAGAAAUCUCACUGGCCACAAGUUCUGGGCCAGAGACAAGUACAGCUUUUACAACUCUGACUCUUUCUCCAGGUCAAAUGGAGACCACAGGCUCAUGGGUCACCCAUUCUGAGACAGAGUUCAGUUCAGCUGUUCCAACUCUGCCUGCUUCCCCUGGGGAGCCAGAUACAGUAGUCUCAUUGGUCACCCAUCCUGCAGAGACCAGCCCAACAGUUUCCAGGACAACUCCCAAUGUUUCCCAUAGUGAAUUGUAUACCACAUACACAAUGGCCACCAGCCAUGGGGCAGAAGCCAGUUCAGCUGUUCCAACUCCAACUGUCCCCCCUGGUGUACCAGAUAUGGUGACCUCACAGGUCACUAGUUCUGAGAAAGAGGCCAGUACAGUCAUUCCCACUCUGAAUCUUUUUCCUGGUGAGCCAGGGACCACAGCCUCAACAAUCAUUUAUUCUGAGAUCCAGACCAGCUCAGCCAUUCCAGCUCCACCUGUCUCCUCUACUGUGCCAGAGCUGGUGACCUCACUGGUCACCAGUUCUGGGGUGGAAGCCAGUACAAUGUUUACAACUCUGACUGAUUCCCCACAAAAGGCAGAGAUGACAGCCUCAUGGGUCACCCAUUCUGGGACAGAAACCAGUUCAGCUGUUCCAACUCUGACUAUUUCUCCUAAGGAGACAAAUACAACAGUCUCAUCAGUCACUCAUUCUGAAGAAACUAGCCCAACUGUCCCCAAAACAACUACAGUUUUUUCCAAAGGUGAACCAGACACCACACAGUCAAUAGCCACCAGCCAUGGGGAAGAAACCAGUUCAGUGGUUCCAACUCCAACUGUCUCCCUUGGUGCACCAGAUAUGGUGACCUCUCACGUUCCUAUUUCUGAGACAGAUGCCAAUAUGACUAUUCCAAGUCUGACUCUUUCUCCUGGUGAGCCAGCAACCACAGGCUUAUUGGUCACCCACCCCAGUGCAAAGACAAGUACACAUUUUCCUGGUUCAACUGCUUUUCCUCAUUUACCAGAGACCAUAGCCUCACUCUCCGUCCAACCUGAGCUGGAGAUGAGUACAGCUCCUCCAGUUCGGACUGUUUCCCUCGGUCUACCAGAGACAACAGCCUUCACCACAUCCAUGACGGAGACCAGCAGAGUUGAUCUGGGUCCAACAGUCUCACCUGGUGUUCCUGUAGAAACAGCCUCACUCUCCACCCAUCUUGGCACAGACAUCACAACUAUUUCAACGUCAACUCUUUCCCCUGUGUUAUUGAAGACCACAGGCUUAUUGGCCACCAGCCCUGCAUCAGAGGCCAGCACAGGUGGCCCAACUUUGACUGCUGGUGUUCUUGGGCCUGUCAGUACCCCUGAAACCACUGGUGAGUCUCAUACCUUAACUUCCUGGAGCACAGAACCCUCACCACCUGUGACCUCAGUUGAACUGGAAUUGUCCAAGACUGUGACAGGGGACACUGUGACCUUGAUAGCAUCAGAGACCCCAACACCACCUAAAACCAGUCACAGAGACGGAUCGAGUCCAACUGCUAUGCUGAAAACCACAACUCCUGAGACCACUAAUUUAGCUGCCACAGGCUCAGGCCCCAUCAUGGCGGAGACCACAGCCACCUUCAAUACAUCUGUGGCAAGUCCCUUUGUCCCUGAGACCUCACCUGGGAUGUCCACCCUGACCUCUCUGAGUGUGACUUCAGAAACAACUGCAGCCCCUUUCUUGAUGCCUUUUACUGUCAACUUCACCAUCACCAGCCUGCACUACACCGAGGACAUGGGGAACUCGGGCUCUGAGAUAUUCAUUGCCACUGAGAGACACCUGCAGCACCUGCUCAGGACUCUGUUCGAAAACAGCAGUGUUGGUUCCCUCUAUGAUGGCUGCAGGCUGACCUUGUUCAGGGCUGAGAAGGAUGGGACAAGCACCAGGAUAGAUGCAGUCUGUACCUACCGCCCAGAUCCCACUGGCUUCAGGCUGGACAGAGAGCAGCUCUACCAGGAGCUAAGCCAGCAGACCCAUGGCAUCACUCAGCUGGGCCCCUACACCCUGGACAGGAACAGUCUCUGUGUCAAUGGUUAUAACCAUCAGUACUGGACCCCCACCACCAGCACUCUGGUGACCUCCACAUUUUCUCCAGGACCAUCGAUAUCUCUGCACCCCACCCCCAGCUCUACAGUUGUGGGCCCAGCCCUGGUGCCAUUCACCCUCAACUUCACCAUCACCAACCUGCUCUGCACCCCAGACAUGAGGCACCCAGGCUCCAUGAAGUUCAAUUCCACUGAGAGGGCCCUGAAUCGCCUGCUUGGUCCCUUGUUCAAGAACACCAGUAUUGGCCCACGGUACUCUGGCUGCAGACUGACCUUGCUCAGGACUGAGAAGGGUGGAACAGCAACAGGAGUGGACGUGAUCUGCACUUAUCAUCCUGACCCCAUGAGCCCUGGGCUGAACAGAGAAGAAUUGUACCAGGAGCUGAGUCAGCUGACCCGCGGUGUCACCUGGCUGGGCACCUACACCCUGGACAGAGACAGUCUCUAUGUCAAUGGUUAUAACCACCGGUACUGGAACCCUACCACCAGCACUCCAGUGACUUCUACAUUCUCUCCAGAAUCUUCCACAUCUCAGCCCCCCAUCCUCAGCUCUACAGGUGUGAGCCUGUCUCUGGUGCCCUUCACCCUCAACUUCACCAUCACCAACCUGCGCUACACAGAGGGCAUGGGGCCCCCGGGAUCUGAGCUAUUCAACUCUGUAGAGAGGAUCUUGAAUCGUCUGCUCAAACCCUUGUUCCAGAACAGCAGCAUUGGGCCCCUCUAUUAUGGCUGCAGAUUGACCUUGCUCAGGCCUGAGAAAAAGGGAACAGCCACUGGAGUUGAUGCUGUCUGUACUCACCAUCCUGACCCCAUGGGCCCUAAGCUAGACAGAGAGAAGCUGUACUGGGAGCUGAGCCAUCAGACCCAUGGUGUCACCCAGCUGGGCUCCUUCACCCUGGACAAGAACAGCCUCUAUGUCAAUGGUUACACCCACUGGACCUCAGCCCCCACACCCAGUGCUCCUGUGACCCCUGUGCACUUCCCAGGGACCUCGAUGGUGCCAGCCCACUUCUCCAGCUCCACAGCUGCUGGUCCUGCCCCAGUGCCCUUCACCCUGAACUUUACCAUCAUCAACCUGCACUACACGAAGGACAUGCAGCCGAGCUCGGCAAAGUUUAACUACACAGAGUCAGCUCUACAAUGCCUGCUCAAGCCCUUGUUUGCCAACAGCAGCAUUGGUCCACUCUACAUUGGCUGCAGAGUGACCACACUAAGGCCUGAAAGGGGUGGAACAGCCACUGGAGUUGACGCUGUCUGCACCUACCGACCUGGCCCGUCGGGUCUCCAGCUGGACAGGGAGCGCCUCUACUGGGAACUGAGCCGCCAGACCCAUGGUGUCACCCAGCUCGGUUCCUACAUCCUGGACAGGGACCGUCUCUAUGUCAACGGUUACACCAGAUCACCACUGACCCCCAUCCCCAGUGUUCCUGUGAUUUCCACACCCUCAGGAACCUCAGUAGCUCCAAUCUCCUUCUCCAGCUCUACAGUCUCCGGCCCUGGCCUGGUUCCAUUCACCCUCAACUUCACCAUCACCAACCUGCACUACACAGAGAGCAUGCAGUUUAUGGGUUCAGCCAAGUUCAACGAAAUAGAGAAGGUCUUGCAGAGCCUGCUCAGACCCUUAUUCAAGAACACCAGUGUCGGCCCCCUCUACUCUGGCUGCAGACUGACCUCGCUCAGGCCCGAGAAGGCUGGAGCAGCCACCAGGGUGAACACAAUCUGCUCCUACCGCCCCGACCCUGCGGGCCGCGGGCUGGAUAGAGAGAAGCUGUACUGGGAGCUGAGCCGGCUGACCCGUGGUAUCACCUGGCUGGGCCCCUACACCCUGGAGCAGGACAGUCUCUGUGUCAGUGGCUACACCCACCAGACACCAGUAACCGCCCCCAGUGCCACGGGACAUCCCCUUGUGCCUUUCACCCUCAACUUCACUAUCACCAACCUACCCUACGCUGAGGACAUGCAGCCUCCUGGAUCCUUGAAAUUUAACACCACGGAGAGGUCCCUGCAGCGCCAGCUCGGACCCUUGUUCCAGAACACCAGUGUGGGCCCCCUGUACUCAGGCUGCAGACUGACCUUGCUCAGGCCCGAGAAGGAUGGGGCAGCCACUGGAGUGGAUGCCGUCUGCACCCACCGCCCUGACCCCACGGGCCCUGGGCUGGACAGAGAGAGGUUGUACCAGGAGCUGAGCCAGCUGACCCAUGGUGUCACCAGGCUGGGUCCCUACACCCUGGAUCCCAACAGUCUCUACAUCAAUGGUUUCACCCACCAGACGCGGGCCACCACCCCCAGCAGUCACACCCAACCGGCUUCAGCCACCACCCCCAACACCACUGGCCCCGCUCUGGUGUCCUUCACCCUGAACUUCACCAUCACCAACCUGCACUACACUGAGGACAUGGGGCACCCCAGUUCCUUGAAGUUCAACUCCACCAAGAGGAUCCUCCAGCACCAGCUCAAGCUCCUGCUCAGUAAGACCAGUGUUGGCCCCCUCUACGCUGGCUGCAGACUUGCCUCGCUCAGGCUUGAGAAGGGUGGUGCAGCCACUGGAGUGGACAUCGUCUGCACCGUCCACUCUGACCCUGCGGGCCCCAGGCUGGACAGAGAGCGGCUAUACUGGGAGCUGAGCCGUGAGACCCAUGGCAUCACCCGGCUGGGGCCCUUCACCCUGGACAGGGACAGCCUCUGUGUCAACGGUUAUACCUAUGGAGCCACAGCCCCAACUACCACUGCUGGGGAGGCCCGUGAGGAGCUGUUCACACUGAACUUCACCAUCGACAACCUGCGCUACUCAGCGGACAUGGGCCGCCCCGGCUCCCUCAAGUUCAACAUCACAGAUACCCUCAUGCAGCACCUGCUGGGCCCAUUGUUCCAGAAGAGCAGUCUGGGUACCCGAUAUACAGGCUGCAAGGUCACCUCACUAAGGUCCGUGAAGAAUGGCGCAAAGACGAGAGUGAACAUCCUCUGCACCUACCGGCAGCACCCCAGCAGCCCGGGUCUACUUGCCAAACAGGUGUUCCAUGAACUGAGCAGGCAGACCCGUGGCAUCACCCGGCUGGGCCCCUAUUCACUGGACAAGGACAGCCUCUACCUCAAUGGUUAUAACGAGCGUGGUCCAGAUGAGCCUCCCACAACUCCUGAGGCAGCCACCACAUUCCUGCCUAGUUCAUCAUCACCUGUGCAACCAGAAGCCACCACAGCUAUGGGACACAACCUGAAGACCUUCACACUGAACUUGACCAUCUCCAACCUCCAGUAUUCAACAGACAUGAGCCACAGCUCAGCUACAUUCAACUCCACCAAGAGGACCCUGCAGCACCUGCUUGGAUCCUUGUUCCAGAAGAGCAGCCUGGGCCCCUUCUAUUCAGGUUGCAGAUUAAUCUCCUUCAGGCCUGAGAAGGAUGUGGUAGCCACUCAUGUUAACGCCAUCUGCACCUAUCACCAUGACCCCAUGGGCUACAGGCUGGACCGAGAACAGCUUUACUGGGAGCUAAGCCAGCUGACCCAUGGUGUCACCCAGAUGGGCAUCUAUACCCUGGUCAGGGACAGCCUCUUCGUCAAUGGCUACGCUCCCCAGAAUUUAUCUAUUCAGAAUGAGUAUCAGCUGAAUUUCCGCAUCCUCAACUGGAACCUCAGCAACUCAGACCCUGCAUCCUUGGAGUACACAACCCUGCUGAGAGACAUCCAGGACAAGGUCACCAAACUCUACAGAGGCAGCCAGCUACAAGACAUUUUCCUCUCCUGCCUGGUCACCAACUUGACGUUGGACUCCAUGUUGGUCACCAUCAAGGCUCUGUUCUCUUCCAAUGUGGACCCCAGUAUGGUGAAGCAAGUCUUUCUAGACAAGACCCUGAAUGUCUCAUCCCACUGGCUUGGUGCCACCUAUAAGCUGGCAGAUUUGCAUGUGACAGAAGUGGAGUCAACAGCUCAUCUACCAACAGACAGACCAACAAGCAGUCCCACCUCUCAGCACUUCCAGCUGAAUUUCACUGUCACCAACCUACUCUAUUCCCAAGACUUAUCCCAGCCCAACACCACCAAACACCAGCGGAACAAGAGAAGUAUCGAGAAUGCGCUCAACCAGCUCUUCCGAAACAGCAGCAUGAAGAGUUAUUUCUCUGACUGUCAAGUUUUAGCAUUCAGGUCUGUCCCCGACAGCAACCACACUGGGGUGGACUCCAUCUGUAACUUUUCACCAUUGGCUCGGAGACUGGACAGAAUUGCCAUCUAUGAGGAGUUCUUGAGGCUGACCCAAAAUGGUACCCAGCUGCAGAAUUUUACCCUGGACAGAAACAGUGUCCUUGUGGAUGGGUAUUCUCCCAACAGAAAUGAUGUCUUGACUGAGAAUUCAGACCUCCCCUUCUGGGCCAUCAUCCUCAUUUGCUUGGCGGGACUCCUGGUACUCAUCACAUGCCUGAUCUGCUGUUUCCUGGUCACCAUCCGCCUGCGGAAGAAGGAGGGAGACUACGAGGUUCAGCAACACAGCCUGGGCUAUUACCUGCCACACCUAGACCUGAAGUUGCAGUGAGCUCUGCCUGCGGCUCCAAGGGAGCUUGGCUGGAAUAGAAAUAAACCACAUUGGUCGGA
Molecule: messenger RNA, 33740 nt
Organism: Felis catus (domestic cat)
Lineage: Eukaryota; Metazoa; Chordata; Mammalia; Carnivora; Felidae
Gene: MUC16
Product: mucin 16, cell surface associated
Exons: 57
Coding region: 1-33681 (11226 amino acids)
Source: RefSeq, a predicted model, not a curated record